Molecule: messenger RNA, 617 nt
Organism: Gadus morhua (Atlantic cod)
Lineage: Eukaryota; Metazoa; Chordata; Actinopteri; Gadiformes; Gadidae
Product: serine/threonine-protein kinase pim-2-like
Exons: 2
Coding region: 240-617 (125 amino acids)
Biological process (GO): protein autophosphorylation; regulation of mitotic cell cycle; negative regulation of apoptotic process
Cellular component (GO): cytoplasm
Molecular function (GO): protein serine/threonine kinase activity; ATP binding
Source: RefSeq, a predicted model, not a curated record
GAGUAGCUUUAAUCUUGUUAUUACCUACAGUAAUGUUACGACUCUGCUUAUGAUGGCGAUCACAUGCUCAUGUUGAAUCAAUCGACCUGUUGGGAGGACGGCCGUUCUCCUGGUCUUGGCUCUGUAGCCGAGACCAGCUGGGUUUGAGUGUUUCAGGACUAGCUCCCUCUGUCUGUCUACUCUCUGUGGUUCAGACGGUUGAAGGGCGGCUGACGGACUUCCCGCUGGAGGAGUCUUUGAUGCUGAGGGCCACUGAAGACCGCCCGGACCCGGGGGGCCCCGGUACCGUGGUCCUCCUGCUGGACUGGUUCCAGCUGGACCAGGAGCUGAUCCUGGUCCAGGAGAGACCCAGCGCCUGCGUGGAUCUCCUCUCCUACAUGGAGAGCAAGGGGGGCAGGCUGCAGGAGCAGGACGCUAAGAUGAUUCUGCACCAAGUGGUGGAAGGGAUCCAAGGGCUCCACUCCAGAGGCGUUCUGCACCGCGACAUCAAGCCUGAGAACCUCCUGGUGGAGACAGGCUCCGGGACGCCCCGGGUCCGGGUCAUAGACCUGGGGUGCGGCUGCCAGCCUGCCACCCAGGGCUGGACUGGGGACAUUUUUCAGGCCGGGCAUUUUUAA